Alosa sapidissima (American shad) is the source of this 1832-nucleotide messenger RNA. RefSeq names its product ephrin-A3a (gene efna3a). Gene Ontology annotation, cellular component: plasma membrane. The coding region runs from base 546 to 1220 and encodes 224 amino acids. The record is from RefSeq and is a predicted model, not a curated record. NCBI's taxonomy places the organism in Eukaryota, Metazoa, Chordata, Actinopteri, Clupeiformes, Clupeidae. The transcript has 5 exons. Gene Ontology annotation, biological process: axon guidance; ephrin receptor signaling pathway. Gene Ontology annotation, molecular function: ephrin receptor binding.
ACUGCAAGCGAGAGCAAAGCGCAAGGAUGCGCCGCGAGAGGUGGUCACCGGUGGAGACAGAAACACCAGUGUGCGAAGGACUGUCCAGCAUCACAUGCAAGACAUUUUCAACUAAUCUCAUUUUAGUAAACUGAGCCUUUCAGCUUGGACAAAAGUCUGUCAAGUCACUCCUUUGUUAGAAUACGCGCAACGCCCGAACGGAAGGCGCGCACUGUUAAACCGAUUCUUAUAUGUAGUCGCUGGAGUCUUGCCGUUUCUUCCAAGGAAUAAACGAGUAUUUAAACCUCCGAACCAGGCGACCCCAUCAGUAAACAUAACAGUUCGCGUCUGGACUAUGCCAGGCUAAGAGUGAGAGCAAUGGAAUUGGUGUGCGAGACGCCGUAGCCAUCCCACUCACUUCCACUGAGCCCGUGGAGUCGCUGGUAACUGUUUUACGGGGUUUAACGAGCUCUCGAGAUGUUGUAAAAGUCAGUCCCUUUCCUGGACGGUGGGACAGCAAGCGCAGAAGGUUGAGAGAGCGAGGGAAAGGCGCGGAACCGAGGAUUAUGGCUCUCGCAACGUUUUCCCUCUGUCUGCUAACGCUCAGUUGGAUGAACUUCCCGCCGGCGCACGGGAACAACCGCCACGCCGUAUACUGGAACAGCUCGAACAUACAUCUGAGGAGAGAAGGAUACACGGUGCAGGUCAGUGUGAACGACUACCUGGACAUCUACUGCCCGCACUACAACCUCAGCCAGAGGGGGGCGCUGGAGAGGGGCGUGGUGGAACAGUACGUGCUCUACAUGGUCAGUUACCGCGGCUACCGCACGUGUGACCCACAGAUGGGCUUCAAGCGCUGGGAGUGCAACCGGCCGCACGCGCCCCACGCGCCCAUCAAGUUCUCCGAGAAGUUCCAGCGCUACAGCGCCUUCUCCCUGGGCUACGAGUUCAACGUGGGACACGAGUACUACUACAUCUCCACUCCCACCCAUCACCAUGGCCACAGCUGCCUAAGACUACGAGUGUACGUCUGCUGCUCUACAGUGUCCAAUCCAGAGGACGACUCCGAGCAGAGUCCCUCUGAUUACACUGACAACCCUGACAUCAAAAUCCACGACAUUGAUGAGUUUAACCCCGGCCUUCCCAAGCUGGAGAGGAGCGUGAGCGGCAGUAGCCCGUCUAGAGACCGCCUGCUCAUCACCGUGGCAGCCCUGCUCCUAGCUGCCUCCCUGGUCUCUUAGCAACCCGCCACCCCGACUACCCACAUGCCCCGGCCGGCCCCUGGGGGCCCCGAACCCCCACCCCCACCACCACCACCACCCCAAGGGCCUCGCCACCCAUCCAGGGUGUGUCUGGAACAUCAGCUCGACCAAUCAGGAGCGAGCGUCACAAGUGCCGUCGGGCUGCUUGUUUGGUACCACCCGAAGAAGAACCCAUCCAGUGCUCACACACACACACACACACACACACACAGAAACACACACACACACACAGAAACACACACACACACACACACACACACACAAACCCAUUUGUACACUUUCAUGACAACUCAUUGACACAAACGCACACUUACUUAGACACACACACACACAUACACACACACAGUCAAUGUUUCUGGAUCCACAAUACUGAUACUCACACUUUUUUUUCAAUGCUGCCAUUUUGGCAAGAGACAUUCAAAUUCUAGCUGUAGAUCCGAUGCUGUUUUUUAAGCAGAGCUGAGAGUAGUCCCAGGAGGAGAUGGUACUGUGUGUCUUUAACCUUCAGUCAAACACAUGUUUUCACACACACACACACACACACACACACACACACACACACACACACACACACACAUACACACACACACA